CGGUUCGGGUUGCGCUGCGGGGUCGGGGUCCGGCUGCAGGAUGAUGGGCUCGGCCCGGGGCGGGGUCCGCGGGGGGCAGGAUCAGUUCACCUGGGAGGAGGUGAAGGCCGACAAACAUCGGGAGAAUUACCUGGGAAAUUCGCUCAUGGCACCAGUUGGACGAUGGCAGAAAGGGAGGGACCUCACCUGGUACACAAAGGAAAAGAAAACUGAGGGGAUGCAGUCUCGUGCUGAGGAGUUGAUGGCUGUUCGAAAAGCUGAGCAGGAAGCCCUAAUGGCAGCACUAGGCUACAAGAAUCCCAAAAGGAAACCAACUGGAGUAACCAAAGAGGAACUGGCAGAAGUCUGUAAGCGUGAGGGUGUGGAUCCAGAUAGCAAAGAUGUUGACAGAGUCCUUGGGCUUGGCAGUUCAAGUGGUACUACUUCUAGGAUGAUGCUAACCAAAGAAGACCGUGAAGCAGCUAAGCUUGGACUAGCCAUCUUUACGCACCACAAAUGCAGUGAAGCUGUGGAGUCGGUGAGUCAGAAGCGGAAACCAGAGAAGGACAGUAGAGAAGUAGAGACCCAGAGGUCAAUAGGUCGAAAGCGACACAAGAAAGAUAAAAAACACAAAAAGGAAAAGAAACAAAAGAAGAAGCACAAGAACAGAGAAAAAUCAUCACCCAAGACAAACCAUCGAGACAGCACCUGCAGUCUCACAUUGAGUACAUGAAGGGAAUUGGUUCAAGGAAAAGAGAAAAAUUCAUUGGAAAGGAGCAUCAAAUUCAACAAUAAAAAAAAGACAAUGCAAACAACCACACUAUCACAGGAAAAGGAUGCUGAGAAGGCAACGAAAGAAAUUGAAAAUUUAGCUUUUGAGUUGCAUUUUUUAAAAGCAGCAUUAUGGAAAGAAUACCAUGGUACAUGAAGCCAAGCAUAAACUGAAUGUUUGGUGGUGGGGGGGGGGGGGGGAGAAGAGAGAGAGAGAAUGUCAGACAUCAAAAACAGGUACCCCUGUACAAUAAAAUUCUACACAGAAUUGGUAAAGUCUGGGAUGAUAGCUGAAUAGGAUUCAUGCAUUAGUUUAAUAAGUAAUCCUUGGGAGUAUCGAAGGUCAUCCAGCUGAAUGAUACUUGGUGUAAUAGGUCUAGAGAGAGUGAAGCAUGAUUAACUGCAUGAUGUGAGCAGUCUUGGGGUGGAAGAUUGAACAGAAAUUUGACCCAUAUAUUAACCCCCCACCUAUAUUACUGACUAGCCAAAUAGCCAAAGCAAUAAAAACCUUCCAUUACUUUUGUUACUGAGAGACUCAGCUGGCACAAUGGGGGUUCCCAGUAGGUGAGAUGGGGUAGUGUUUUUUCAAGAGCAGCUUUAGUGGAAGGAGAAACAGUUAAUAUUAUGUAGCAAUCCCUUUAACAUUGUUUCAUUGUCCAUAGAUCUGACUUGCUGAAUGUUUGGAGUAACUUCUGCUUAAGGUUUCCAGUUUGACUUUAAUAUUAAAGUGCCAUCCAUGUAGUCAGUUACUCGUGUUGCAUUUAAAAAAAAGUGUUUGAUUCAUGGUCAAGGAGCUGUGCAAAAGUAUUAUUCUAAUGUAUUUGUGCAGCAAUAUAGAACUUGCUUUAGGAAGGAUCACUUAAGUGGUCACCUGGUGCUCAUUCACCAACUAGUUUAAAAUGUAAACCUACUUUCAACUUUUAUUGAACAUGAAGAUAAACUAUACAAAACUAUUUAACUGGUACCACUGGUUAUAUUUAAACUAUACCUUCUAAAAGCAAAGGCUAAUUUUAAAUGACAAUGCCAGGACCAGCAGUUGGCCAUAAUCGAUGGAAACUACCUGAUUCAGGCAAGAGUCUUUAAAAGUAGCACAAUAGUUAUUCAAAUAACUUGUUUGAAAUUCCUUUGUUGUGUAAAUUUGCCUAACACACCAUAAGUGCUACACUAUUUGUGGUGGUUAGAACCAGCUGACAGUUUUCCAAUGAUAUAAUUCAUGUUCAGCAAUAUAUACUAAGUUUAGGCAAAUGAUACUAGAAGUUGCCACUGUAAGCCUUUUGGGCAUGGGUCUACACCACAAAUGAACCCUUAAUUUGACAUUAAAUUGGCAGUUUCA
Messenger RNA from Pristis pectinata (smalltooth sawfish), 2083 nucleotides. It is a transcript of the gene c9h1orf35, whose product is annotated as chromosome 9 C1orf35 homolog. The coding region runs from base 41 to 712 and encodes 223 amino acids. The record is from RefSeq and is a predicted model, not a curated record. The transcript is spliced from 8 exons. Lineage: Eukaryota; Metazoa; Chordata; Chondrichthyes; Rhinopristiformes; Pristidae.